Molecule: messenger RNA, 1179 nt
Organism: Cynara cardunculus var. scolymus (artichoke)
Lineage: Eukaryota; Viridiplantae; Streptophyta; Magnoliopsida; Asterales; Asteraceae
Exons: 4
Coding region: 401-859 (152 amino acids)
Biological process (GO): lysosome organization; lysosome localization; intracellular protein transport
Cellular component (GO): BORC complex; BLOC-1 complex; synaptic vesicle
Molecular function (GO): SNARE binding
Source: RefSeq, a predicted model, not a curated record
UACCUGUAUCAUCGAGGAUCACCAUCUUCUCUUUCCUUACCAAUAUGCUUUUCAACCAAUAAGCAACUGAGUGAUGAUUUCUCCAUCUUUCUCGAAUCCAGCCUCCUGAAAUUCCUUUCGAUAGAGGAACAGCAGGAGCAGAAACAUCAAGAAACGGGUGGCACCAAUUAUAUCUCGUUAGCGACCCAGUACCUCCUAUUUCUCAUCUUCAUCAUCAUUCUACCUCUCUUGCUUGGUAUGGUAUUGGUAUAUAUAUGCAUUAGCAUUAUAGCAUAGCUGUGAUCAGUUGGGCCUUCGAUUAAUUUACAUGGGCCAUAGGCCCACUUUUAACUGAUUUCCAAAUUCCAAAUUCCAAAUUCCAAAUUCCAAUUGCCAUUGGAAUUCCCUAAUCAAAAAGAAAAUGUCCGACCAACGGCGACUGUGCGAAUCCGGCGAAGAAAAUUUACCCAAUUCUCCCAAGGACGAAGCCUCUACUACUGCAAAUGACCAUCAGGAGGAGGCUACCACCGCCGUCUCAGCCGAUUCUUCCAUGUCUUCUUCAAUGGCCAAGGGCUUGUCUUAUACCAUAUCUACUAUAAUCAGGGAUUUUGAUUGUCAAGCCCAACACACUUCUCGAAGUCAAGAUCAGCUAUCUUCCGCCAUCGAUCGUCUCACCGACGAGUUGGAUCAGCUUUUAGCAGAUGCUCCAUCACCUUUCAUUAUGCAACAUGCUGCAAAAAUUUCUGGUGUUAGAAAACGAGUGUUGUCGCUAAAUUUAGUUUUGAAGUCCAUACAACAGCGAGUUGACAAUAUAGACAGAUUGGUCUCUGCUGGCUUGCCUAAUGAAGAAAUGGCCAGUGAAAGUCCUGCAGAACACUGAUGGGGAUUGUAUCAAAGAUUUAGAGGGUGCAGACGCUCCAGUUUCAACAGGUUCGGUAUCUCUAUGAGCAUAGAAUCCUCUGCUUCCCAAUGAAAUUUGUUUCUAUUUGAACAUGAUCCCAGUAAUAGGAUUGGUUGCUCGAUGGUGAUCGACAGAUUCAUCAUCUGAUUGAUUCUAGUUUUAAUUUCCGAAUCAAAAGGGUUUGGUUGCAUUCACUUAUUUGAAAAUAUAUAUAUAUGUAUAUGAAUCAGGAGAUAUGGAGAGGACGGUGUUUGAUAAAAUAUUGGCGUGAUGAUCUAUCUACAACAUUUUUUUGUAGU